AUGACAUCAGAGGUUGAUGCCAUUGAACCAGCGCCGAUAGCGCCUGGCGAUCACAAAGCUUACCUGCAGUAUGCCCUCUCUCUGGCGAAGCAAUCACCGCCAAAACCUACCAACUACCGCGUCGGGGCAGUCCUCGUCAACCCUGCAAGCAAUGCCGUCGUCUCAACGGGAUACACGUUGGAGCUACCCGGCAAUACCCACGCCGAGCAGUGCUGCUUCAUGAAGCUGGCGGAACAGCAUGAGGUGGCGGAAGAGGAGCUUGGCUCGGUGAUCAAGACACCCCUCGUCCUCUACACCACCAUGGAGCCGUGUUCACUGCGGUCCGUCAUCAAGGCCGUGUACGUCGGUGUCCAAGAGCCCGAGAAAUUCGUCAAGGACAACACGGGACGGGCGGCCCUUGAGAGGGCGGGUAUCGACUUUGUCCACAUUAAGGGGCUGGAGGGCGACAUUCUGAAGGUGGCGACGGCAGGACAUGUGAAGACGCCAGCAUAA
Colletotrichum chrysophilum is the source of this 492-nucleotide messenger RNA. RefSeq lists its product as uncharacterized. Lineage: Eukaryota; Fungi; Ascomycota; Sordariomycetes; Glomerellales; Glomerellaceae. The transcript is spliced from 2 exons. The record is from RefSeq and is a predicted model, not a curated record. Gene Ontology annotation, molecular function: catalytic activity. Bases 1 to 492 code for a protein of 163 amino acids.